AUGGGCAUCCUUCCCGGCAUGGACGGCGACGACCUCAACGUCGGGCCGCGCAAGCGCCACUUCCACGGCCACCCCGCCACGCGCGACCACCUGCAUGGCGAGGGCGAUGGCAUCACCCCCGACCAGUCCGCAGACCUCCCGGUGGACCACGUCGAGCGCACGCACCGCCUCCACCUGCAGACCGAACCCGACCCGAACGACGGCCAGUUCGCCCCAGGGGCGACGCGGGACCCGACGGAGCACUUUUUGUCCACGUACCAGGCGCAAGCGAUGGGGCGCACGGGGUUCCCGGAGGACGACGGCGUGGGCACGGUGCGCAAGUGGAAGGGCGGGAAGAAGCGCGUGGACUCGGCGCAGCGGCCCGGCUACGGCGGCGGCAUUCCGGGCGGGGCAGGGAUGGGGGGCCUGGCUGGCAUGGCUGGCAAGGACAGCAUCACGCGGGACCCGGACGGGCUGAGGGAUCUGCAGGUGGGGACGCACAAGGCGACGGGGCACGUGCCGGGCUACGCGGGCCACAUUCAGCGCGAGGCCCCGCUCGGGAUGGCUCCGCGCGGCGCCCCGCAGGUGCGCGACAACGUGGACAAGGCGCAGUACCUCUUCAAGGAGAACUACGCGCAGGCCGCGUCGAACUUCUUCGGCCAGGCCAAGCUCGCGGUGCCGGGGAAGUCGGACCGGCUGUGA
Pedinophyceae sp. YPF-701 is the source of this 681-nucleotide messenger RNA. The record is from the annotation of a GenBank genome assembly. Lineage: Eukaryota; Viridiplantae; Chlorophyta; Pedinophyceae.